CGUAAACAAAUCGCAGCUGAUGAGCGAAGUGAUCAAAAGAAAAAGAAAAAAAUAGAAUUUAUUCAAUUUUCAUCAUUCGUGACUUGUCUUUGGUCUCAUGUAGACCCCCUCCGCGUCGCCAAGUAUUCAGAAUUUCUUCUUUUUGUAACCAAAUCACUGCCAUGGACAACAACAAAUUUUGCUUCGUCGACCCGAUUCACGGCAAAGUCGAGUAUCCUGGAUAUGUCAAGCAACUCAUUUGCACGGAAGAAUUUCAAAGAUUGCGAAAUUUGAAGCAACUUGGAUCCAGUUCGCGGGUGUUUUUUGGAGCAACUCACACGAGAUUUGAACAUUGUUUGGGCGUCUGUUAUUUGUCACUGAAAUUGAUGAAAACGCUCGAACAGAACUCGGGCGUGACAAUAAGUGACAUUCAUCGGAAAUGUGUUGCUAUUGCGGGAUUAUUUCACGAUCUUGGGCACGGACCAUUUAGUCAUAUGUGGGAAGAUUACGUACAUGCUGUGAAUCCAUCAGAGGAAUGGAGUCACGAGCAAACUUCCGGCGACUUGGUCAAACAUUUCUUCGCCAAAUACGAUCACAUCCGUCUCUCGGAGGAACGUCUGGAGCAUCUUUAUGGCAUCGAGCUUAUCCAAAAUCUCAUCAUCGGCGAUUUGGAUCAUCUAAAAACCCUCCUCACGCCCGAUUUAAUGUACUUAACGGAAAUUGUCGCGAACAAAGCCACAAGUAUCGACGUCGACAAGCAAGAUUACAUCCUCCGCGACGCUUAUUACCUUCGCGGCAACAUCCGAAUCCUCGAUUUUGCCGGAUUUUUCGAUCGAUGCCGCAUUACCAAAGAUUUAAAUGAUGUCGCGCACAUCAGUUAUCACAUCGACGAUUAUCAGCUACUCUCCAACAUGUUCGAAAAUCGUGCGUCGCUUCAUAUUUUCUGCUAUCAGGAACCUCAAGUGCGCGGAAUUGAGCAAAUGUUGAUCGACGUCUUGAUGUUGGCGGAAGAAGCGGGAUUCACGAUCAAAGGCAUGAAACCGAGUGAGUUGCAUAAAGAUCUCGAAAAGUGGCUUUUGCUCACGGAUAGCGUCACGAUGUUGAUUCAAGCGAGUGACGACCCCAAAAUGCACGAGGCGCAAAAAUUGUUGAAGCGACUCAAUGCGGGGGAUUUUUACAAAUUGGUUUGGAUGUCGCCGACACCCUUGAAUGUCACCGCAAUUGCCGAAAAAUUUGGACCGCAUUUCUUCCAAGUACAAAAACGCAUACCUCUCAGUUCGGUGUUCAUGACGAAAAAUAUCAUUUUUCACGACGACGAUGGACAACGAGUUGCGCCGCCCGUGGAAAAACUCCCGAAACGCUGCGCUUACUACGAAGAGUAUUUAAUUUUUGCAAAAGACACGCAAGAAGCUGACGAAGUAAACGGCUUGAGUGAAAGCGUGAACAACCUUUCGCUGAAUUCGAACUCGAAAGAGUAGAAAAUCGUACCUCAAACUAAAAAAAUAUUAAAAAAAAAAUUAAUAUAUUUUUUUAAUAAUUAAUCAAUAAUUAUUUAUCUAUGUAUAAGUUAGGUAAAUAUUUAAGUUCUGUCGCUAUUCAUUUGAAAAAAAAAUGAAAAAGGGUUGCAAUUUUUGCCUUUAAAGAGCAAAUUAGAUAUAAAAGAAAAGUCGUUUAUAUUUUAGUUUUUAAUGGUUUGUCGUUAUUCGAUUUAAUAAAUAAAA
Molecule: messenger RNA, 1700 nt
Organism: Culicoides brevitarsis
Lineage: Eukaryota; Metazoa; Arthropoda; Insecta; Diptera; Ceratopogonidae
Gene: fal
Product: deoxynucleoside triphosphate triphosphohydrolase SAMHD1
Exons: 4
Coding region: 162-1457 (431 amino acids)
Biological process (GO): dGTP catabolic process
Cellular component (GO): nucleus
Molecular function (GO): dGTPase activity
Source: RefSeq, a predicted model, not a curated record